Anisakis simplex (herring worm) is the source of this 345-nucleotide messenger RNA. NCBI's taxonomy places the organism in Eukaryota, Metazoa, Nematoda, Chromadorea, Rhabditida, Anisakidae. The record is from the annotation of a GenBank genome assembly.
AUGUUGGAAUAUGCAAACGGAUGGAUGUAUGUAGCGAUCUCGGCUAUACCUCUUGUCUAUAUAGCGCGGAUGGUCUUGAGGCGUUUCAUGAAAGUCACUGUGAAUUGCUGGUUUUGUAAUGAGAAUUGCAAAGUGCCGUUCAAAGAGCAAAACGGUUUCAUUUGUCCCCGAUGUGAGCAAUAUAAUGGCUUCACCGAGGACGGUGGCUAUAACAAGGAUUUACCUGAACAACGAAUGGAAUAUAUGAAUAAAUAUAUAUCACCCACAAAAAAGGUCUGCUUUCAUCGAUUUUCGGUUGAAACGAUUCAGCGAGAGCAUUUCUAUUUGCUCAUCUUCUCGAAUUGA